GUAAUUGUAGACCUGAAGGGUCUUUGCUUUGCAAUAGAAUAGUUAUAGCAUCGCCCCCAAAAAAUCCGGAAGAAGAAAUUAUCAGAGAGAUAGCAAAACGAAUCUUGCAAAAUAGAUAUGGGUUUAGUGAGGAUCAAUAG
Entrophospora sp. SA101 is the source of this 140-nucleotide messenger RNA. Lineage: Eukaryota; Fungi; Glomeromycota; Glomeromycetes; Entrophosporales; Entrophosporaceae. The record is from the annotation of a GenBank genome assembly.